Messenger RNA from Cylas formicarius (sweet potato weevil), 1896 nucleotides. RefSeq lists its product as uncharacterized. The record is from RefSeq and is a predicted model, not a curated record. The transcript is spliced from 7 exons. Lineage: Eukaryota; Metazoa; Arthropoda; Insecta; Coleoptera; Brentidae. The coding region runs from base 71 to 1855 and encodes 594 amino acids.
UUUCGGUAUCUCGUCGGGUUGUAUAAAAGGGCAGGCCGCCUUCGUCCGUUCAUCACUUCCAAAACCAAAGAUGAACCGACAAAGUCUUUCGGUUUUGCUGUGCGCCUUGCUUAGCACCACCCUAGCUCAUGAGCUGCUGGCUGGGCACCAAAUCGCGCACCAAGGUAGAUCGAAGCACCUCCCGCAUGCGCGCUCCCACGUGCACCACAAUACCAGGGCCCUAGAAGACCAGGUGUGCGAAUGGAUUUGCGACGGCGGCAAUGUUCCUAAUCCGUCAUCCAACAGCAGUCUUCAUUUACUAGUAAACGAAACUUCCCAGCUAGUGGUCAUCGUCAAUGUCACCGCGGGCGCAGCCCUAGUUAUCGACUUGAAAGACAACAUCGUGGGGCUUUUUAAUGGCACAUCUGGAGUAGCCAUAAUCAUCGACUUCAACGCCCAAAUUGUCCUCUACAUCACUUCCCAGGAUAGUGAUUUGGUAUGGAUCAAGUCCAAGCAAUCGAUCGAGGUCUACUUUGAAUCUCUCGUUUCUCUAAAAGUCUUUGUGGAAGUGUCUUCCUGCAAACGCUUCAAACUGUCUAAUGUCUCAGAGGAAGUUUUGAUCAUAGUCAACCACAUACUGGUACGACUCGUGGCAGGGCUCGAAGAGCAACUCAAAGUUUCUAUACACGCGGGCUUGACUUUACUCGUCACCAUCACCAAAUCGUUGGUAGUCGUUCUCAACGGGACUUUGAAAGGAAUCUUAACGCUAGUAGGCAAAGGGUUGAUAAAGUUGAAAGGCGAUUUGCAGUGGCUAUUGAACGUGCUCAAAGGACUGGAAGAGUUGGUUUCACACAUCAAAGGCGGAUUGGAGGCUUUAAUCAAAGCUGGAGUCAAACUAAACAUCGCUCUGCUAUUGGCAGCCGAAAACGGAAUCGAUCUGCUGGUGAACCUGCUCAUACAGAUUGUCACUAAAAUAGAUCUGUCUGCUGUAUUGGGAUCACUUUUGAACACGCCAGAAAACUUGCUGAAACUGCUUAUUAAGUUGGGAGGUGAUGUUUCCUCUGGAGUGGAUGGCCUUCUGAAGGUGGUAGCCAAUCUGAUAGGGGUAAUUGAAGGCAAAGUAGACCUGAAAGUUCUGAUUGAGAGCCUAAUCGCAUUCUCGGUAUCCGAGCGACAUGGAGAAAUCAACAUUUCAAUCUCGCUGCAAGGUCUAUUGGAAGUUAUCAAACUGCAAAACUCCACGCACGGCAACUCCAAGGGUCUCGAGGGCCUAGCCAAAUUCGUACAGGAAUUGAUAAGCGGUAAACUGGUUGUAGGGGGAGUCAAUAUAUCCGCCAUCAUCGAGAUAUUGGUAAAAGGAGUCGUCAAAGGUGCCAAACACGCUAUAGAAUUGGUGGUGACAGUAUUAGUGAAACUGUCUGCAGCAAUCAAAACUGCGGUAUCGAUUCCAACGCUUGUACUGGUGUUCCUAGCGCAACUGAACUCCACCCAGGGGGUUGAGCUGCUGAAGAAGGCCGGGAUCGAUGUCAAAAUUGACGUCUCUUCGAAUGGCAAUAUCAUAAAGUCUCUGCUAAAGGGAUUCGACAUCAAAAAACUGCUUACCGGAGGUUUCGAUCUCUAUAACAUACUGUCCAGUUUGCCGGUGGUCGGGCAAAUACUGGGCUCGGUUUCAGCUUCCCUUCAAGCGGCCAGCGGCGGCUCGUUGAACCUGAAGGCUAUCUUCAAAUCGUCCGAAUCGGCCUCGAUUUCGCAACACAUCAAAGCGUUCCUGGAGGCCGCUUUGAGCAUCAACUUUAGCCAAAUUAUACCGGGAUUGCCUGGUCUGGGUGGAAGCUGGUCCACGGAGAAUUCGCUGAGCUGGAGUUGGGGGUUCUAGAUUAAAGUUUUUUAAAGAAAAUAAAUGGUAUGCACAAUGAA